Messenger RNA from Mycena citricolor, 4347 nucleotides. The record is from the annotation of a GenBank genome assembly. NCBI's taxonomy places the organism in Eukaryota, Fungi, Basidiomycota, Agaricomycetes, Agaricales, Mycenaceae.
GCGUGGUCGAGUUUUUGUUUUGGGUAGUGUCUUCUGUAGUGCGAGCCAAUUCGAAGAGGGGCCAGCUGCACCGGCUGGCAUUGUAGUAUUUCAAGAUAGAAAAGAAGACAGAUCGAGCUUGGGACAAACUGUCUCGAUUGACAUCUGAUCGGCACCGCCUCAACGCACGUGCAGUAUUGCCGGCUGCUGAUCUUGGAAAAUUUCAGAGCUUUACCUCCUCCCGUUACGCCCAUCGGCGCCCAUCCUCAGGGAUUACACUGCAGAUCUCCGCAACCAAUUCGACCAUUGACCUAGAUCUAUUUCACUCUCUGCUAAUUCUGUAUCUUGCUUGCCUGUACUCGGUUAACUCCUUCCAUCUGUAUAUCCUACCAUUAGAUGUCUCCUGUUGCUACCGCGGAUUUCGGGCCUCUUUUAGAGGCGCUUCGGGCAGCACCCUCGGCUCCAGAGGCCAAGGGCGCUGCCGAUCGCAUUGCUCGCGAGGUUUCCAAGUCUGGCCUCCAAUCGCUCGAGGAUCAGGGUCUUCUUAAAGGCCUCUACGCUUUUGCCACGAACAAAAAAUCGGGAUAUGAACGGGAAUCCGCCGCUAUCGCCUUCCAGUCGCUCGCCAACACAUUCGGCGCCCCCAUUGCUCCUCUCUUACUUCCGUCUCUUCCCUUCUUGUUUGAACUCUACAUGGACAAGGGCGAUGUCGUGCGCACUGCAGCGAGUGCUGCUGUCAAGGCCAUCCUCAAAUUGUUUCCUCCCGAAGCUACCCGGAUCGUGUUUCGUGAACUAGAGUCUAUCCUGGUUGUAGGGAAAUGGCGGACCAAAGUCGGCGUCCUGGAUGCAUUCCGGUCUUUCGUGACGCCGGCUCGCGAUGCUGUUGGCGCCGAACUAGUGAACGUUUUGCCGAAGAUUGAAGGUGCCAUGCAUGACACAAAGCAAGAAGUGCGUCGUUUGAGCUCAGGAUCAUGCCCUUGUUCUGAUCAUCGUUAGGUCUCUGCCGCCGCAGUCAAGUGUGCAACCGCAUUGUGCGCUACACUUGCAAAUCCCGACCUCGCACCUCACAUUCCUGUUCUCGUGAAAUGCAUGGCCAACCCGGACUCCGUCCCUGCCUGCAUCAAAGCGUUGUCAUCGACCACUUUCGUCGCUGAAGUCACCGCCCCGGCUUUGGCUGUCCUUGUUCCGCUGUUGAUUCGCGCGUUGAACGAUCGAAGCAUGGAAACGCAGCGUCGCACUGUGGUCGUGAUAGACAAUCUAGUGAAGCUUGUCCGAGAUCCCAAGGUUGCCGCACAGUACUUGAGCACGCUUGUGGAGGGCGUAGAGAAGAUUGCUAAAGGCGCCGCCUUCCCAGAAGUUCGUGCAUUCGGAGAAUCAGCACUGCAGACUCUGAUCAAAUCCGGGGCGUCUGCUGCUGGGGCAGUAGUCGAGAACCGUGAUAUCGGCGGAGAAACAUCAGAAGCUCAGACGACUCUUCUGACUUUGCUGCCCGAGGACCUCGCAACAGGUCCCCCGAAUGGUCCCCGGACUGCUAAAUUCUCUCUCUUGGCGCAAUCCCUGGCCUUCCAAGCAUCUCUAGUAGCAGAUCUGGUUCACGGGCGAGCAUUCGGAGAUAAGCAGAUCUGGUAUCGCUGCGUUGGCGUCUUCCUGGAACCAUGGACCGAUGGUGAGCGAGCGACGGCGUUUAGCGAAGCGGUGCGCUCCCAUUUCCACGCGAUUGAGCAGGCAAAGUACCAGGUUGUGGCUGCGGAUGACGAAGAGGGCGAGGUGCUGUGUGACACACUGUUCUCUCUUGCUUAUGGUGCUCUGCUUCUGCUAUCACACACCACCCUCCGCCUUAUCCGCGGUCGCCGUUAUGGUAUCCUCGGGACGAACGGGUCUGGCAAGUCAACGCUCAUGCGCCAGUUACGCGACGGCAAAGUCGAAAACUUUCCGCCCCAAUCUCAGCUACGCACUGUCAUGGUCGAGCAUGCCCUCCAGGGAGAAGACACUACCUUGUCGGUCAUCGAUUUCAUCGCAUCUGAUCCCCAGCUGAAGCAGAUUCCGCGGGCCAAAAUUCGGGAUCAGCUACUCGAGGUUGGGUUCGAUGAUGCUCGCCAGUCCGAUCUUGUCGGUGGCCUAUCCGGCGGCUGGAAGAUGAAGCUCGAGCUUGGUCGAGCCAUGCUGUACAACGCAGACAUCCUUCUGCUCGAUGAGCCCACUAACCACUUGGAUCGCGCAUCUGUCCUGUGGCUCGAGAAAUACCUCAAGGCCCAGAAGAACGUCACUUGCCUGGUAAUCAGUCACGACUCCGGCUUCCUCGACAAUGUGACCACCGACAUCAUCCACUACGAGUCGAAAAAGCUCGUCUUUUACCCGGGAAAUCUUUCCCACUUUGUAUCGAUCCACCCCGAGGCCAAGUCAUACUACACGCUGGCCGCGACAUCUGUCAAGUUUUCCUUCCCUGCGCCGGGAUCUUUGAUGGGCGUCCGCAGCAACACACGAGCGAUCCUCAAGGUGUCCAACUGCACGUUCACAUAUCCGGGCAGAUCGAUUCCAAGCUUGUAUAACGUCAGUUGUGCGCUCUCCUUGUCCAGUCGUGUCGGUGUUAUUGGGCCCAACGGAGCGGGCAAGUCGACUUUGAUCAAACUGCUGACGGGUGAAACAGUUCCGCAAGAGGGAACCGUGUACAAGCACCCGGCUUUGCGUGUCGGUUACGUUUCUCAGCAUGCGACCCACCACAUAGAACGCCAUCUCGAGAAGACACCAAUUCAAUACAUCCAGUGGCGCUUCCAGGACGGCCAUGAUCGUGAACUGUUGGAGAAAGCAACUCGCGUGCUGACGGACGAAGAGCAGAAGGCGCUCGAUCAGGAUUGGGUCGGCAGAGACGGAUCCAAGCGCAAGUUCGAGAUGGUGAUGGGUCGUCAAAAACUGAAGAAGAACUUCCAAUACGAAGUCAAGUGGAAAGGCCUAGACCACAAAUGGAAUACCUGGGUGCCGCGUGAAGAGUUGAUUGCCAAGGGCUUUUCGAAACUAGUGCAGCAAUUCGAUGACCUCGAGUCGUCACGUGAAGGUGCUGGAACGCGUGACACGGCAGCCCAUCUCGUCCGCAAGCAUCUGGAGGAUAUCGGUCUCGAUGGAGAUAUCGCGCAGUACAACGAGAUCUCUGGACUGUCCGGUGGCCAGAAGAUCAAGCUGGUCAUCGCUGCUUGCUUGUGGAACAACCCUCAGGUGAGAUCUCGCCCCUGUUUUACGUCCGUGUGUGCUAAACGGCCUGUUUCUAGAUUUGUAUUCUGGAUGAACCGAGUAACUUCUUGGAUCGUGAAGCACUAGGGGGCCUUGCCGUCGCCAUCAGAGACUGGGCCGGUGCUGUGGUGAGUCAUAUCGACCAUGCGCUACGGUGUGAUCUGAGCCUGCGCAGGUUAUCAUCUCCCACAACGAAGAGUUUGUGGGUGCAUUAUGUAAGUGGUAUCCGAAGGGCAUCGACGGAUGGCUGACUGCGCUGUAGGUCCUGAGAUCUGGAAUGUGGAAGCUGGGCGGAUGAAGCAACAGGGCAAAGCUGGGAUCGUCGAGGACGCCUUUUUGGACGGGAAAUCACCCAAAGGAAGCGGGGCCAACACCCCAGCGCGCUCUCGUCUGGCGACGCCCGCUGCUUCGGUGAACGGAACGCCCGUUGGAAGUGGGGAGGAGGACAAUGGGUCGCCCAAGCCGGUCGCCCGGAAAAAGAAGAAGCCGACCCGCAACCAGGUCAAGGCGCAGGAGGAGCGUCGCCGACUGCGGAAGCUGGCCUGGCUGACCCAUGGUGGGCCGAAGCCAGAGGACACCGACAGCGAGACCGAGCCUGUGUAGGUAGGUCAUGUGUAUUAUUUAUCUAGAGAAUACACCGGAGAUGACUUAUAUCGUACUCGGUAUGUAAAUCAGUCUGCUUGCAGUAGUGUCUACAGUAAUGCUGGGAUAUAUAACUAAGUAAGUGAACAGACAACAAGUGCGAGCGAUCUCCAUAACUAGGUGGGGGGUGGCAGUACGGUAUGUAAUCAAUAACAGGUCCGUCACGACGAGAUCUGAGCGAAAUAGCGUGAGAUUAAGGCACAUAAGUUAGGAAGCCAAGAAGGAUCUAGGAAUGAAACUCAUCCCACCAAGAAGCCAGUGACGCUAGCAACCACGAGCGAACGUCCAUUCAGUAGCCCCGGGGGCCCCAUUUUCGAGAGUCAAUGGCUUCCUCCUGGCUCCUGCCACGUCGAUGGGAAGAGGACACCUGCUGUGCCGAUCCCCGGGGCUCGUACUCCCCGUCGUCGAUGCCCUGCUCGUCCGACGAGAGCGAGAACGACUGGUGCGCAGAGUUGCUCUGCCGAUUCGUCUGUCGCAUCGACUGCCGCUUGUUCUGGAACC